Messenger RNA from Suillus subaureus, 870 nucleotides. RefSeq lists its product as uncharacterized. The transcript has 2 exons. NCBI's taxonomy places the organism in Eukaryota, Fungi, Basidiomycota, Agaricomycetes, Boletales, Suillaceae. The record is from RefSeq and is a predicted model, not a curated record. The coding region runs from base 1 to 870 and encodes 289 amino acids.
AUGUCAGAUAAUGCAAUCAAAUCCUCCCAUACUCUCUCCUCUGAGAAUCACCAAGAGUUUGACCAAAACUCUGUUAAAGAAUGUCUUAAUCACAUUGAGGACUUUAAGAAAGGCCUCACACAAAAAGGGGAUGCCCUACUUGAAAUACAAACCAUACUUCAAAAGGCUAUUGCAGAAUCAGAUUCCCUUACACAGCUCAACUUCAAACCUGGAUUUAAGCAUUUCCUUGAACUCCUUGAUCACACCAUUAUCUCAGGUGAAGCCUCAGAUCAUUGGGAGGAACCUUCUCUCGAAGAACCUGAGCAUCAGGAGUCCUCUGUUGUCCCCAAGGAGAAGGCAGAAAGUGUUUUGUCCAGAGAUGAGCAUGAGUAUGUCUUGCAAGGGAAAAGACGAAAGCUUACCCCUGAUCGCCUUCAAUUCUACCUGUGGCUUGAACCUGACCAAUAUCACCAGGUCUCCAACAAGCGAGCAGAACAACUCAUGCUCGACUGUUAUGAGGAGUGGUCAGAAGAGACCAAGUAUUAUCUAGGGCAAGUUACUUCAACUCCAGGGUGUCCAAGUUUCCCAACCUCUCAAUGGACUCUCUUGCUCGACAGACAUGCCCCAGAUCUUGAGAAAGUCCUCUCUGGACAUUACUCAACCACCAUUGAGCUGAAGCAAUCCCAACCUCUUGGGAAAGGAUUUGAAAUCACUUUAUCCCAGCCUACCUCCACUCAUAAAGUCAAAACUUAUGGAGACUGGAGUGUUGCCACUGAUCUCUGGGUUGAAGCCCUCUCCUUUAUCAUGCCCUGGAAAGAGUCAGAAUUGUGCUCCUACAAAUGCUAUGUAUCCAGAUUCUUUGUCAAUGUUCACUACAGUCUUCAUUCCUGA